CGACGACGAUAAUCCACGAAGUUACCCGAUACAUCAAAACUGCCGGCUAUUCAACCAUUCAAGCAGUACCUCUAGACUCAGAAGGGGUUUAAUAGUGGAAUUAGCGAAAAAACCAGUGCCAAAGCACCAUUUUACACCGGAUAGCAUCGGUUUUGGCUCAUUUUUUGCAACGGAUACACACCUUGGUCAGGUGGAACAUAAUAGCCAUAGAACACAAGUAAUCAUUCCACACACACGAUGUCCAAUGACUUACAUUCCGCAUCCACCACACUCGAUGACAUUAUAAAUGAGCUCAAGCUCACGUAUGAUGUCUCAGUCGGGUUGCUUGAUGGUGAUUCUAUCAGAGACAUACCCAAUUUGAACACCUUAUCAAAUUUGAACAAGCUUUUGAAGAAUCUCAGUCGCGAAUUACAUGAAGUAGAGCAAGUGGAUGAAGUGGUUUUGAGCAAAAUAGAGAAAGUCCUCAAGGGAGAAGAUCCUGAUACUGAAACUUUAGAGGCAAAAAUUAAAACUGAGACCGAGGCAACUUUGGAUGAAAACAGGGAUGAAGCCAAGCGCGUUGCAAGCGAUUUGGAAAACGACGAUGAAACUAUUAAUGUCAAAAGAAGAAAACUCGGCUCAAAUCAGCAGCCAGAGGAUCAAGAAGAACCGGAUACUCUCAAAGAAGAAAAUAUAGAAGAAACAGAUGGAAACGAGGAGAGAGUUAACUCCAAAGAUGACCCCGUUCCUCCUGUCCAGUCAGGUUCUUAUACCCAAAAUAACGAUACAAGACUCAAAAAUCCAAAGUCCGAAUUCGUAACUUCGCAGACCUUGUCCACAAGAACGAUAGAACAGUUGGGAUUGUUUUCCGAGGAUAAUAAUGGCUUGGAAACCCACGGGAAGGAAUAUUUAAAAAAGAAGUAUGGUGUUUCAUCUUACCCAGAAAGUGAUUUGCAGAAUUUACUCCCUGGCCAGAUCCCAAAUAUUGACUUUUCUAAAGGUAAGCCGCCUGCAAACCAAGUCCAAUUUACAACAUAUCAAACUUAUAUUGAGCCAUACUUCAGAACUUUCACUAACGAAGAUUUGGAUUUUUUGAACGAGGAGGAUAUUCUUCCUCCUGGUUUCGAGAAGACUGACUACGAUGCAAAUGUGACACCAUUUAUAAUACCGAAGUUGGGGCCAUUAUAUUCAGAGGUAUGGAUAGAUGAAGAUGCUUCCUUGAGCACCAAGUUGAAUUCUCCAGCCUACCAACCUUUAUUAGGAGACUCGUAUAAGCCUAAAGGAUCGAUUGAACAAUUGAGUGAUGAGAUGCUUUAUACUGAAGAGAUAUCAUGCGGUCCUUUGUCAUCUAGAUUGAUCUCAGCUAUUUUGGGAAAUAAUGAAGCAAACGUGGACUAUGAUGAAGAGUCUGAAAAGGCUUCAGAUAACGAGAAUGAAAAGGCUUUGGAACCUACAAACGACGAAGAAGUUGCGACAAAGCUUAACAGUGGAGAAGACUACAGAUUGAAUACCGAAGUAAACGACUUUUACUCUGUGGAAGAGCGCUUGAAAAGAGAAUUAAAAUAUAUUGGUAUUUUCAUGAAUCUUCCAAAUUCAGAAGAGGAGGCUAAAUUGAAAUUGAAAGAAGGCCACUCUUCACAAUCUAGUAUUUCAGGAAAGGGCUCUAGUAUCAUUGAUGAUGAUGAUUGGAUUAGAAAUAAGGAAGAUGAUGAGGUAUGUGCAGAAAUAAGAGCACUCCAAAAACAACUCAGAGAAAGUUCUAGCAGAAAUAGAGUUAACAAGAAGAAAUUGAUACCUUCUGUGGAAGAGCAUAUUGCAUAUCAAGAAUACUCUACAAUUUUAGAUGAUUUGGACAAGCAGGUGGACCAAGCUUACAUCAAAAGACUCAAGGGUAAAAAUAAGAAGAAGAAGCAACCGGGUGCUACUCCAACCCCACAACAGCACGCUGUUAACAGUGGUUUAAGAGGUCUCUUAGAAAAAAGGAGAAGAUGGAUUGAUAAUAUUGGUAAGUUGUUCCCUGCUCCAGAAAUCAUGAAACGUGUACCAGACGAUCAAAAAUUGAUCAAGGAGGGUGAUGUGUUAGAGGAGCCUGCUGAAGAGGAAAAUGGUGACACGGAGGAUUUACUUUCACAGAAGUAAUUGUAUAAAUAUGUACAUGUAUAUACAGACGAAUA
Messenger RNA from Suhomyces tanzawaensis NRRL Y-17324, 2153 nucleotides. It is a transcript of the gene NGG1, whose product is annotated as histone acetyltransferase. The transcript has a single exon. Gene Ontology annotation, molecular function: transcription coactivator activity. Gene Ontology annotation, cellular component: SAGA complex. The record is from RefSeq and is a predicted model, not a curated record. NCBI's taxonomy places the organism in Eukaryota, Fungi, Ascomycota, Pichiomycetes, Serinales, Debaryomycetaceae. Gene Ontology annotation, biological process: regulation of transcription by RNA polymerase II. Bases 238 to 2118 code for a protein of 626 amino acids.